AUGAAACUCUUCACAGCGAUGCGGCCUUUGCCGCGAUUGCCCUACCAUACGUCCCUGGCAGAGCAACAGUCCGUGAGGCUUUGGGGGACGCAGUACGUGAGGCACUUUGGCAUGAUGCAGGUGGUGCGGCGGGUGCAGGACGGGGUCGGCGUCGCCAUUGGCUUCUGCGACACUGUGACGGGGCGCCCGCUGUCAACGAUCCUGCCAAAAGAGCUUGCGCCGGUACUGCAGACCGUGACUGGACAGGGCUCUUCUACAUAUACACAGAGCCGCGGCUUCCGACCCUCAGCGCCCCAACCCGCUCCCUGGCACGUGUCGCCGCCGACGCCGCCAACCACCGACCUCAAGGCACCAAACCCUCCGCCCGAGCAGCUGCGCGCAGUCAUGCGUCUUCUCUCGCAGUCCGUCGUCGUAUGCACAGCAGCCGGGCACGACAGCAUGCCCCGCGCGAUGACCAUGUCGUCCUUUACGUCCCUGACUCUCAAGCCCACGCCAGUCAUCACUUUCAACGUGGCGACGCCGAGCCGCACGCUCGACGCGAUCGCAGCCAGUCGCGGCUUCAACAUACACAUACUAUCCGGCGACGCGAGCGGCGCGGCGGUGGCGGACCACUUCACGCGGGGAAACGUGGGCGACGACCUCUUUGCGGGCUUGGACGGCGUAGUGGUGGAGCAGAGCGCAGCUGCCGUGCCGCCGUUGUUGCGGGGGAAGGGUGUAGUACAUGUGCUUCGCUGCCGUCUCCUCGAUGACGAGCCGUCAAGGGGCUUCGUCAAGGUGCGGGAUCAUAUGAUUGUUGUGGCGGAGGUGGUAGAGAUGAUCUCGGGCGUUGAGAGCAAGGAGUUUGGUCUGGCGUACGCGGACCGCAAAUACCGACAGGUAGGCGGUGUUAUUUCCAAUGAUUAG
Cordyceps fumosorosea ARSEF 2679 is the source of this 903-nucleotide messenger RNA. Its product is annotated as Flavin reductase-like, FMN-binding protein. NCBI's taxonomy places the organism in Eukaryota, Fungi, Ascomycota, Sordariomycetes, Hypocreales, Cordycipitaceae. The record is from RefSeq and is a predicted model, not a curated record. Gene Ontology annotation, molecular function: FMN binding; riboflavin reductase (NADPH) activity. Bases 1 to 903 code for a protein of 300 amino acids. The transcript is spliced from 2 exons.